CAAUCCAUGGAGCACGCGACAUUAAAUACUAGUCAAAUAUGGACCGAAAGAUGAUACGGAACAUUUUUGUGCAGUUGUUAUAACGAGGUAGCUAGCUAGCAAGCCAGGACAUUGGGUAAAUACAACAGCGUUGCAAGUGAAACGCCUACAUAGCAGCUUGACAGCUACGUUUGGUCUGUCUGUGUGCGUGGAGUGCCUAUGGCGGAGUUUGGAGAGAACGGCGGCUCAUCUCCAUCGAAUACUGGGGAUUCGGUGGCUUUGCCCAGUGACAAAAAAGACGGGAAGACGCAGUGCGAAGUAUCGGUCUUCAAUGGGGACUGUGGGAUACCGGCAGACAUUGUUGGAUCAGAAACGUUACCUGACAGCCCAGGGCUUGAAACGGCCAACAACUCCUCUGUCGGGUUGGAUUCCAAACCCGGAAUACCACGCAGGAGCAGCAUUAUAAAGGAUGGCUCGAGGCAGCGCAAAGAGAGGAAGAAGACGGUUUCGUUCAGCAGCAUGCCCACUGAGAAGAAGAUCAGCAGUGCGAACGACUGCAUCAACGCCAUGGUGGACGGCUCUGAACUGAAGAAGGUCCGCUCCAACUCCCGCGUUUACCACCGCUACUUCCUCCUGGACGCCGACAUGCAGUCUCUAAGGUGGGAACCCUCCAAAAAAGAGUCAGAGAAAGCCAAAAUUGAUGUCAAGUCCAUCAAAGAGGUGCGGACAGGGAGAAACACCGAAACUUUUAGGACCAACGGAAUAUAUGAUCAGAUAUCAGAGGACUGUGCCUUCUCAAUCAUCUAUGGGGAGAACUAUGAGUCUUUGGACUUGGUUGCAAACUCUGCCGAUAUGGCCAACAUAUGGGUGACCGGGCUUAGAUACCUGAUAUCCUAUGGGAAACACACCUUGAAUAUGACUGAAAGCAACCAGAACAACAUGCGCUCCUCCUGGCUCGGUGACCUCUUUGAGGAGACUGAUGCCAACAACAGCAAGCACAUCAGUUUAUGUGCUGCUGUUCAGCUAAUUAAAAACCUAAACCCUGGUCUCAAAAAUAUUAAGAUUGAACUCAAGUUCAAGGAGUUUCACAAAUCUAAAGAUAAGGUGGGAUGUGGUGUGACUAAGGAGGAGUUCACUGAAGUCUUUCAUGACCUUUGCACAAGACCAGAAAUGUAUUUCCUUCUUGUCCAGUUCUCUAGCAACAAGGAAUUUCUAGAUACCAAGGACUUAACUAUGUUUCUGGAGGCGGAGCAGGGUAUGGCACAAGUAAGUGAAGACACCAGUCUGGAGGUCAUUCAGAGCUAUGAACCUUCGAAAGAGGGGCAGCACAAGGGCUGGCUCUCCCUUGAUGGGUUUACCAAUUAUCUCAUGUCGCCAGAGUGCCACAUCUUUGACCCUGAACAAAAAACAGUGUGUCAGGACAUGAACCAGCCCUUGUCCCACUAUUACAUCAACGCUUCCCACAACACAUACCUGAUCGAGGAUCAGUUCAGAGGCCCCUCUGACGUUACAGGCUACAUCCGUGCCCUCAAGAUGGGCUGUCGUAGCGUAGAACUAGAUGUCUGGGAUGGACCAGAUAAUGAGCCUGUCAUUUACACUGGCCACACAAUGACCUCGCAGAUAGUCUUCCGCAGUGUCUGUGACGUCAUCAACAAAUAUGCCUUUGUUGCAUCUGACUUUCCCGUGAUAUUGUGUCUGGAAAACCACUGCUCCUUAAAGCAGCAGAGGGUCAUGUUUCAGCACUUGAAAAAGAUUCUUGGUGAUAAGAUUCACAUGGAUCCACCGUCAUCUGAGGACAGCUACCUGCCCUCACCCUUUGACCUCAAGUGUAAAAUCCUGCUGAAGGGGAAGAAGCUGGGCACGAUCUGCAUUAGCUCGGAGGGCGAAGUGACUGAUGAGGAUGAGGGGGCUGAGAUGUCCCAAAGAAUGAACAUUGAAGCCAACGAACAACAGAGCAUCCCACUGAAAAAGUUCCAGCUGUCCAAGGACCUCUCUGACCUGGUAACGUUGUGUAAAUCGAUUGCGUUCAAAGACUUCCCAACAGCUUUCCAAAGCCAGAGGCACUGGGAACUUUGCUCGUUCAAUGAGGUUUUUGCCAGUCGCUGUGCCAGUGAAUUCCCAGGCGACUUUGUUAACUACAACAAGAAAUUAUUGGCGAGAGUCUACCCCAGCCCAAUGCGGAUUGACUCCAGUAACAUGAACCCUCAGGACUUCUGGAAGUGUGGUUGCCAGAUCGUAGCAAUGAACUACCAGACCCCCGGCCUGAUGAUGGACCUAAACAUUGGCUGGUUCCGUCAGAAUGGGAACUGUGGUUAUGUGUUGCGACCAGCCAUAAUGAGGGAGCAGGUGUCAUAUUUCAGUGCCAACACUAAAGACUCAGUGCCUGGUGUGUCUCCUCAGCUCUUGCACAUAAAGAUCAUAAGUGGACAAAACUUCCCCAAACCCAAAGGCUCAGGCGCCAAAGGAGAUGUUGUUGACCCUUACGUCUAUGUGGAGAUCCAUGGCAUCCCUGCUGAUUGUGCAGAGCAAAGGACUAAAACUGUCAAUCAGAAUGGGGAGAACCCACUGUUUGACGAAAGCUUUGAGUUUCAGAUAAACCUACCAGAGCUGGCCAUGGUGCGCUUCGUGGUGCUUGAUGAUGACUACAUUGGCGAUGAGUUCAUCGGCCAGUACACAAUCCCCUUCGAGUGUCUCCAGCCGGGAUUCCGGCACACACCGUUACAAUCGCUAACGGGGGAAGUCCUUCCCCACGCCUGGCUGUUUGUCCAUGUGGCCAUCACCAACCGAAGGGGCGGGGGCAAGCCUCACAAGAGGGGAUUGUCUGUACGUAAGGGCAAGAGAAGUCGGGAGUACGCCACCAUGAGGGUGCUGGUCAUCAAGGCUGUGGACGACAUCUUCAAGACAGCCAUACUGCCACUGAGGGAAGCCACCGACCUCAGAGAAAACAUGCAGAAUGCCAUAGUGCCCUUCAAGGAACUAUGUGGCCUCUCGGCGGUGGCCAACCUGAAGCAGUGCAUCCUGGCCCUGUCCUCCCGGCUGACAGGGGCUGACAACAACCCCCUCCUGGUGUUCAACCUCAAGGACCAGUACCCCACCAUGGAGCCCCAGGGCCAGCUACCAGAUGUCCUGAAGAAGGUGGUCACCACCUAUGACAUGAUGAUCCAGACCAGCAAGACUCUGCUGGAGAACUCCGAGGGAGUCUACGACCGAAUACUGCUAACCCAGAAAGCAGCGAUGGAGUUCCAUGAGAACCUCCAUGACAUGGCGGUAAAGGAGGGCCUGAAGGGCAGGAAGCUGGCCAAGGCUGUGGAGAGCUUCACCUGGAACAUAACCAUCCUCAAGGGCCAGGCGGACCUGCUGAAGCACGCAAAGAGUGAGGUCCAGGAGAACCUGAAGCAGAUCCACUAUGCCGCACUCACCUGUAACCUCAGUAAGGACGGACCAUCAGGGAGCACGGCAGGCUCCGAGUCCAGGACCCGACCACGCAGCCUGGAUGCCAUCCCUGAGAAAGCCACGGGGGAGGACGAGCUCUCUGAGGAGGACAACUGAAGGCUUACGCCCUAAACCCUUCAUACCACCAAGCCCCUUGCCCUACCCUAGUGGCAUACAUUAACCUCCUUACCGCAGUCCCACACAAACCUGACUACAGUAUACCUGUUCUAGUGCCGUUGCCACACAAAACUAUUCUUAUUCCAGUGCCGUAUACAACAUUUACAUUUUAGUCAUUUAGCAGAUGCUCUUAUCCAGAGCGACUUACAGUAGAGUGCAUACAUUUCAUUACAUUUUUACAUACUGAGACAAGGAUAUCCCUAACCCGGACGACGCUAUGCCAAUUGUGCGUCGCCCCACGGACCUCCCGGUUGCGGCCGGCUGCGACAGAGCCUGGGCGCGAACCCAGCCCAGCCUGCGCGCGAACCCAGAGACUCUGGUGGCGCAGCUAGCACUGCGAUGCAGUGCCCUAGACCACUGCGCCACCCGGGAGGUCUCCUGGACCCAACCAUUCCAUUCCCACCCCAAUCUCACUCAAACCUCCCUUUGAUUAACCAGGUACCACACAAAAAGCCCUUAACCCCUCCUGCCCACCUCCAACGUCCAACAGCAAGAUGUUGCAGGUCAACUAGGAGGGUCAAGUGAACUUGCAGCCACGGGACAGUCUUAAAGCAGUGACCUACUGUAGAGAGAGUGCACUUAUUUACAGGCAGACCCCAGGGUCUGACCCUAGGAGAGCCGCUCUGAACGGUCCGAGGAUUUCUUAAGCACAAUUUACGGGUUUCUGACCAACCAGAAAUUAGAGCUGUGAAUGUAAUAGGAAAUAGGAACAAUGGAGAGAAGAAAAGGGAGGUGAGAGCUGUUUACAAUAAUGAACUUGCCAAAAUAGUAUAUGUAUAUAUGGAGUUCUGUUACUUUUUUUGCAACGUGCUUCAUUUUAUUAUUGUAUUCUUGAGAAAUAAGAUUUAUUUUGUAAAGGAAUUGGCUCGUCCAUGAAACAUAACUAUUUUAUUUGUCUGUACAGAUGUGAAAUUGUGGUGUCCUUUACACUUUCCUACUGGAGAGUUCCUUUGUCGAGACGAGGGACGGAUAGAGACUUUAAACCUCAGUAUGUGGUCCAAAGGGUGGCAGUCGAGUCUUAAACACAGCCAGCAACUGCUUUGGGAAGGAACCAUGGAGAGAGUAACUCGUUAGGCCUACGUUUUGGGAUCAUUUCACCAUUCCACGUGAGAGGAUUGAGUAAGGUGUACAAAGUAAUAAUAGCUUCUCAACCCGUCCUGGUAACAAGCUAGCCCCCUAUUCAUGAAUACGGUUUCAUAUAUGACUGUGCCUCAUUGCUACAAAUCAGUCAACAAAGGCGAUGGAUGGUGAGGAAAGAGAUACUCUUCCUCGCGUCCAUCCGUCUUUACCUGCUUUUCCCCACUAGUUGCUUCUAGUUUGUAUUUUGUUUUUUCUCUCCACAGUGCGGAAACAGCGUUGCUCCUGGUCAACUUUAGCCACCCCCCACCACCUCUGGAUCUCACCACCAGUGUUUUAACUGGGCCCACACUGGUACAAAAAGUCAUUCACAAACUUCAGUGCUGUGACAGUUAUUGUAUUUAUAACUGUUAACCAUUUUUACCGACGGAGAGAUAUAUAUAUAUUUUUUUUAAACCGGUUUUGCUUUUCUGUUCAUUCCUGAAACCUUCUGAAUAAACCACGUCAAAUCGUU
Messenger RNA from Salvelinus fontinalis (brook trout), 5179 nucleotides. RefSeq names its product inactive phospholipase C-like protein 2. Gene Ontology annotation, molecular function: phosphatidylinositol-4,5-bisphosphate phospholipase C activity. The transcript is spliced from 6 exons. The coding region runs from base 199 to 3528 and encodes 1109 amino acids. Gene Ontology annotation, biological process: lipid metabolic process; intracellular signal transduction. The record is from RefSeq and is a predicted model, not a curated record. Lineage: Eukaryota; Metazoa; Chordata; Actinopteri; Salmoniformes; Salmonidae.